CUAUUCAACAAAAAAAAAAAAAUAUAUUAUAAUGUUAAGGAUUCCACAAUGGGGUACACCAUUGUGGAUGGUCUAAUAAACGUCACCCCAGUUAACUCUUAGCAAAAUCGGAUCUUACAUGACACGGCGUCGUUUGAACGAAUCUUCAACCUUCUUACUUCUUCUUGUUCUUCCUCUCACGGUCUCACCUGCCCUAUAAAUGAAACUCUCUUUGUAUAUUAUUAAAAAAACCCAACUUUUAUUAAUCACUGCUCACUCACUCUCUCUCUCUCUACAAACCCAGCUCCGAUGGGCUUCCCCGUAGGCUACACAGAGGUUUUUCUCCCAAAGCUGUUCGUACAAACACUCUCAAUACUCAGUUUCAUCAGAACCCUCGUCUUCUCUCUCUUCCGCUUCUUGGGCCUCUCAGACUUCCACGAAACGGAUCAAACCUGGCCCGACUACACAUCUUACCCGACCCACAUACCCGAACUCCGCUCACCUUUCUCCGCCUUACUCAUCCGCGAGAUCUUACCUGUUAUCAAGUUCGAAGAUGUAACAACCUCCGGCGAGGAUCUUCCGGAAAGCUGCGCCGUCUGUCUCUACGAGUUUGAAGGAGAGCAAGAGAUCCGGUGGCUCAGAAACUGCAAACAUAUAUUCCACCGGAGCUGUUUGGACCGUUGGAUGGAUCACGACCAGAAGACGUGUCCUCUUUGCAGAACACCGUUUGUUCCAGAUGAGAUGCAAGAAGAGUUUAAUCAAAAGCUAUGGGCUGCUUCUAGUGUUCAUGAUUUCCACAGUGAGUACUGUCCCGUGACGGAACUAUAGAUAAAAGCUUUUGUGCCUCUCCCUCCUUGUGUCUUUUGUUUUUUUUUUUCUGACUUUUCACCACUGUACUUUUAAGUUUGCGUUUUUCACCCUUACUAACACUAGAUUUUCCACCCCUCCCGAUUUUACUAACAUAUGAAUGAGAUGAGCAAUAAAUAUUACGAAAACACAUACAAAAACAGAGUAGUAGAUUGUUUGCUUUCUGAAUAAAAGUUUGGGUAAGAGAUGAUUUGUCUCAAAUCUCAAUGCAACAAAGUACUUUUUGGAAUCUAAAAUAAAAAAAUAUGUGCCGAGUUAUCCAUUUAGAGAUAAAAGAUAUGCUAACUAAACUCAGAAACUGGAUUAAAAUGCUAAUACUAUCCACACAAAAACUGAUCUGACCUCUGAAUUUUAGUCCAAUCUUCUCUCUUUUCUUUUUAAUCCAACGUUUAUAUGCAGCCUG
Molecule: messenger RNA, 1249 nt
Organism: Eruca vesicaria subsp. sativa (arugula)
Lineage: Eukaryota; Viridiplantae; Streptophyta; Magnoliopsida; Brassicales; Brassicaceae
Source: the annotation of a GenBank genome assembly